GUUUAUCAAGGAAGUAAUACUGAAACAGGAAACCUCGGCUGGGAUUCAUUGAAUUUGAUAUAAUCUGAUAUAGUGACAGCCAAAUUAUAUUUAUAUCCCUUGUUACAUAGGAGAAGACAGUUUUAACAAGUGAACAAUUUUAAGGAAUUUAAUUCAGGUAAAACAUGGCGGUCCCAGGAAAGAAAGCAUCAAAACAAUUUUCAUCAUCUAGAGCAUCCCUCGCAUCAGAUGAAGAUCAUCAAAUUUACUGCCAGCCUUGUGAUGAGGAAGGAACUAGACUCCCUGCUCAUGGUUACUGUACUGACUGCAAGGAACACCUUUGCAAAACAUGCUUUACAGCCCAUAAAAAACAUAGGCUUUCCAAACAUCAUAAACUUCUGGAUGCAACAAGUAUGCCUAAAGUUUUGCAGCAACCCUCAACAUCCAUCCACACAGGCCUGUCUGAUGAUCUUACAACACCCUGUUGUAAACAUUCACAAGAAAUCAUCAAGUUCUACUGCAAUGACCAUAAAAAUUUACUUUGCAGUGUUUGUGUUACCCUUGAACACCAACCUACUUCCUGCAAAGUUGAUUAUAUACCUGAUAUUUCUGGUUAUAUAAUAGACAGCAAAGAAUAUCAAAUUAUCUUGAAAGCACUAAAUACCACUUUUGAUCAUUAUCAACAGAUGGUAGAAGAUGCCAAGGAAAUGACAGGGAAAUCGAACAGAUCACUAAAAGAUGCACUUGAAGAUAUUAAAAAGUUUCGGAAAGAAAUAAACCAGAGACUUGAUGAACUGGAGAGACAAGUUGUGCAUGUAGUCAAGGUCACAGAACAAGAAAAUAACUCAAAUAUCACAUCAGUAGAAACAUCGUGUGAAGAAGUUACCAAAUCUUUGAAGAGAUCUUCAGAAAAAAUCAAACAACUCAACACAUCAACACAAGCUAAUACACUCUUUAUGGAGCUUAAGAUAGCAGAAAAAAUGAUGGAAGAUGUUGAGAAAACUGCACUACACCUUUCAACAUAUGAUGUCAAAGAGCACAACUUUCAAGCAAAUAAAACAAUAUUAACCAAGCUUAUAACAGAGAGGUCAUUAGGUACAUUGACACAGAAAACAUUAAAUAAAGAAUGUCAACCUAUACAAAUAAAAACUAGACAAUCUUCAAAUGAGGGAAAAAUCUGUGUGAAGACAUCAAAAGAUAAAUACAGAUGCUGUAUAACAGGAAUGACUCUGCUGACUCCUGAUCUUCUUAUCAUCACUGACUGCAAUAACAAUGCUGUAAAGAUGGUGGAUACCAGCAGUCAAUCUGUGUCUGAUCAACUACAACUAGAUGAUGAACCAUGGGAUAUCACCACAGUAACCAGUACUGAACUUGCUGUCACACUUCCUGACAAACAAACAAUACAGUUUAUAUCAAUUUCAUCAAACAAACUCAAAAAGAGGCACACUGUGAAGGUUGAUGGGAAAUGUUAUGGUAUAAGCUGUUAUCAAGGUAAACUUGUUGUGUCAUUCAAUAAUCCUGCAAAACUGCAGAUCCUUGAUAUGAAUGGCACUAUACUGUCAACAAUUGAUGGAAAAAAUAUUUUCAAACAUCCAUUGUCUAUCACAAGUAACAGAAGUUCAAUCUAUGUAUCUGACUGGGCCAUGAAGACAGUAACAAAAUUAAACUGGCAAGGUGAUGUGGUAGGUAGUUAUAGAGGUAUGAGUUAUCCUACAAGAAUGUCACUGUCAGAUGAUGGUAAUAUCUUUGUGUGUGAUUGGGAGAGAAAUGUUAUAGAAGAAAUAUCAGAAGACUGUUCUACAGGAAAAGUUGUGUUGGAGAAUCUGAAUAAUCCCUAUACUGUUUGUUGGUGUGGUGAAACAAAGAAGCUGUAUUACAGUUGUCGCAGUUUGAAUGAAAAAAUUGAUAACUUUCUAUACAUUAAUGAAAUGUCAUAAAACAUAUACCAAUCUAUUAUAUGAAAGGUGUUAAAUCUUGUUAUCAUGUAAAGUUUGCAUUCAAGCUGCUCUAAACAACCAUUAUGCGUUUACCUAUUUCUACAAAAAGAAAAACUAAACUUGCAAACACUAAACCAUACACACUGAGUGAAAACAAUGAUUAUUAUCCUUCAUAUAUCAAAAAGAAAUGUGUGAAACAUGUCACAAAACUAAAUAUGAAGUGACAGAUAUUCCAAUAUUACAUUUGUAUGGCAAUUCGUAUAAUAUUUCAUAUUUUAGUGCCAUUUACACUGUAAAUAUGUAAAUGUGUUUUAUUUCAUUCUUCUUUAUUAAGUA
This is a messenger RNA of Ruditapes philippinarum (Manila clam), 2252 nucleotides long. RefSeq lists its product as uncharacterized. The transcript has 2 exons. Bases 165 to 1916 code for a protein of 583 amino acids. Gene Ontology annotation, molecular function: zinc ion binding. NCBI's taxonomy places the organism in Eukaryota, Metazoa, Mollusca, Bivalvia, Venerida, Veneridae. The record is from RefSeq and is a predicted model, not a curated record.